UCAUAGGGUUUACAUCACCAUUAAUAAUGCCGGCCUGGACGCCAUAGUUCAUAUCGCCAAAGGAUGCCGUUAGCGCCAUAAGUGUAGCUGUAAGGUAUGCGAUAGUCGAGUAGGCUGUCUGUAGUUACAGUCCAGUCGUACCCAGCCUCAUGUGAUCAGCUCUCGGCUCUCAGCCCCAGCUUCCCCUCAUACAAAUUGUAUCAGCUAACAAGCUUUGCUCUAUCCUCUUUCUCCCUAAGUCUGACUUCUACUUCAGCAUUUCUACCCUUGCUGAUUCCUCAGUCGCCGUCAGACCCACAAUGGCCGACCCACUUAGCAUUACAGCCGCAGUCGUGGGCAUCACUGCGCCAGCCUUAGAAGGCGUACGACUACUUCUAAAUGACCUACAGCAGCUCAAAGACGCACCAAAGACUGUUAGGCGCCUGCUAGAGGACGUCCACUCUGUUGAUGCAGCGCUUAGCCUUCUCCAAAGCGUAGAGAAUAGGGAGUGGCAGUUGCUUGGCUCAGAUGUUAGUAAAGAGUCAGAGAGGACAAUCAGCAGCUGCACGCAAGCAUGCUCUCUCUUCCGGACCGACCUUCAACGAUGGACCAGGCACUCAGAGGAUGGGAAACUGGCGUGGCAAGAUCGCGCGAAAGUAGGACUCCUCAAGCAAGGGCAAAUCAAGGCGAUGUCUGAGCAGUUCCAAAACUGUAAACUAACCGUCAAUUCAAUUGUGAGCAUAGCAACUAGGUAUAGCUCUGUGCGUCAUAGCCACAUUACAGAGGACAUCAAGAAGACGAUUUCGGAGAAACAGGAGGAAGUGAAGAGUGCAAUUACCGCGACAGACAGACAGUUAAUCGUUCUGGAUAAUAAGCUGGAAGAGCUGGGUCUCAGCAGCGAUGAUGAAGUCGCAGUCGGGCCUGAUGAAGACAAAGCGAAAGCGUUGCAGCAGUAUAAGGAGGAGCGCAAGGCGAUAGUCGCAUCGCGGAGACUACUAGACG
Aaosphaeria arxii CBS 175.79 is the source of this 981-nucleotide messenger RNA. RefSeq lists its product as uncharacterized. The record is from RefSeq and is a predicted model, not a curated record. Lineage: Eukaryota; Fungi; Ascomycota; Dothideomycetes; Pleosporales. The annotation marks the transcript as partial. The transcript is spliced from 2 exons.